UCGCCCGCUCGGGAUAAUCUCGUACACGUGUAACUUACAUCAUCUCGCGUCUCGUGUAUUUUUAUAUGUCGGCGAAAGUACGGCGUUAACUCAGUUCAACUCACCUUGAGGCCCCCUGAUCAUUGGAAAAGGCCCAGAAAGUCACUGAAACGAUGUCUGACGAUAAAAAGGUUGUGUUGGCAUACAGCGGGGGUCUGGACACAUCCUGCAUCUUAGUGUGGCUCCGUGAACAAGGCUACGAGGUGAUCGCAUUCCUGGCAAACAUCGGGCAAGAUGAAGAUAUGGCAGCAGCCAAAGAGAAAGCAACCAAACUCGGAGCAAUUAAGAUUUUCAUUCCGGAUGUGCGCGAAGAGUUUGUGGUGGACUUCAUCUGGCCAGCAGUGCAAGGUGGCGCCAUCUAUGAGGAUCGCUACCUGCUGGGAACGGCGCUGGCCCGACCGUGCAUUGCUCGCAAUAUGAUCGAGGUUGCUAAGGCGGAAGGUGCCAAGUACAUUUCUCACGGAGCGACGGGCAAGGGAAAUGAUCAGAUACGGUUCGAGUUGGCUUGUUACGCCCUCUAUCCCGAAGUGAAGGUACACAUGAAAUUCCUUAUCUCUAGUGGAAUCUGAGUAGUGAAUGUAAACCAGGGUGUUAGCCAGGAAAAAAAUCAGGGAGUCUCACCAAUGGAACCAUACACGUCACAUGUCAACGUAAUGCACAUCAGCUAUGAGUCCGGUAUACUGGAGAACCCGGACACGGUUGCCCCCGACGACCUGUACCAGAUGACGCGUGAUCCCCGCACGGCACCCGACACCGCCGACCGGGUCAAGAUCGAGUUCAAGGACGGCGUGCCGGUCAAGGUCACAAAUCUUGGCGACGGUGUGGAGAAGAAGACCCCGCUGGAGAUAUUCUCCUACUUGAACGAGCUUGGGGGGAAGCAUGGUGUUGGAAGACUUGACAUCGUAGAAAACCGAUACAUCGGGAUGAAAUCCAGAGGUAUAUAUGAGACCCCUGGUGGCAAAAUAUUGUAUGAUGCCCACAUGGACUUGGAGGUAUUCACAAUGGACAGAGAAGUUAGGAAGAUCAAGAAGUUGUUGUCUCUGCAGUUUGCUGAACAAGUCUAUAAUGGAAUGUGGUACAGCCCUGAGUGCGAGUAUGUCCGCAGCUGCAUAGCAACAAGCCAGGGCUGCGUUGUUGGCACGGUAACGCUGGCCCUGUACCGGGGAGGCGUGUACAUUGAGGCGCGCAACUCGCCUAUCUCGCUCUACAACCAGGAGCUGGUCAGCAUGGAUGUGCAGGGUGACUACGACCCCAUCGAUGCUGCCGGCUUUAUUCGCAUCAACGCCCUGCGCCUGAGGGAGCACCAACGCGUGCACAAGUAACAAGCUACAAGCAACAAGCUCUCAACCAUUCCAAACCUUGCGCACAAGGUAUGGCUGAUGGCUUGCGCUGCCGUCUGUUCCUUAGGUUGCAGUGAAAAUCGUCUUUCAUGGUGGUUUGUGUUUGGUACGUUUUAAUUCACAAGCUAAGAAUAGGUGCUACUUAAUUUACGUGGUGUGGACAUUUAUCUGUGGUGAUUUUUUAUAACAGAUUUGAAUAAAGGUAUAUCAACUUUAUAUAUAUAUAUAAAAAUAUA
Messenger RNA from Priapulus caudatus, 1615 nucleotides. Its product is annotated as argininosuccinate synthase-like. Gene Ontology annotation, cellular component: cytoplasm. NCBI's taxonomy places the organism in Eukaryota, Metazoa, Priapulida, Priapulimorpha, Priapulimorphida, Priapulidae. The record is from RefSeq and is a predicted model, not a curated record. Gene Ontology annotation, molecular function: ATP binding; argininosuccinate synthase activity. The transcript has 11 exons. Gene Ontology annotation, biological process: urea cycle; L-arginine biosynthetic process.